AUGGCGGUGAUGGAGAAGAGGGAUGUGUGUUUAAGGUUCAAUGUUGGUGUCGCCAUGGCCAUUUCUGUUGGUGGAAUUGUUUAUGCUUAUUUCACCAUCAAGAAAAUUAGGAAAAGGGCCAAUGAUCAUAAUAAGAACCCUAACCCUCCUCCAGGCAAUUCAAAGGAAAAUGAUUCAAGAAAUGACCAAACUGUUCAUGACGACGAUGACGACGACGAAGAUCUUGUUUUUCUGGAUUCGACUCUAAGGAGAGUUUACUCGCAUAAUUCGAUCGGCCGGCGAUCGUACUCCGGCGACGGCGACGGCCUAAUGUCGCCGGAUUUCGAUAACCUCAUCGACGAAUGCAACAUUGUCGUCGCCGAGUGUCGUAAGAACAGCAAUGGCAUCUCGGAGGACGAUGACGACAAGGAUCGUAUCUGCAUGCAAGAAAGGCUUGAGAUUAGGCUUCACGACAUGGAGGCGAAAAUCGACAAUUUAAAGAUCGAGUCUUUGGCGUCGUGUAAUCGGAGGCUCGAGACGCAGCUAGCCGCGUACGCGAGGCUCGUCGCGGAGCUUGAAGCCGAGAAGGCGAAAACGAGGAUGUUGCGGAAGAAGAUCAAGAUGGAUGCCGAGCGAAACAAGCACCACGACGGGAAAGCGCUCGACCACGACGAGCGGAAAGAACUCGAGGAUCGGCUGGCGGAGAUGGUCGAGGCCAAUCAAGCUUUGAAGCAAGAAAAUUCCGAGUUGCUUCAAAAACUUGACUAUGUCCAAAUGCUCGCUACCUCCGCGCUUGAAUCCGAGGAGGUGAAUGAGCUAAAAGAAGAGAGUCGAUGCAUAAAGCAACGGAAUGAGGACUUAACAAAAGAGAUCGAGCGAAUCCAAGCCGAUCGAUGGUCGGACAUCGAGGAAUUAGUGUACCUACGAUGGAUGAACACAUGUUUACGGUACGAGUUGAGAAGUUGCAAAGCCGACGUUGUCGAAAAACCGACCCCAGACCACGUCGGGAGCGCACUAAGUCCCAAAUCGGAGGACCGGGUCAAGCAACUACUCAUCGAGAACGCUUUCAAAGAAAAAGGCCCGACCGAUAUCACGGAUGUCUACUCCGAACGCGGCUCCUCCUCAUUGCACUCGUGCGUCACCGACUCUGGCGACCAAAACGAAGCCUUGCCGGCAGACUCUGCCGACAAGACGAUGAAGACAAAGGCAAAGGUAUUUUCCAAGCUUAAGAAACUGCUGACAAGAAAAGGGAAUUCUCGUAAGAAAUCGAAGCCUCUAGAAAGAGCCGUGUCCGUCGACAACAUCGCUGCCACAUACUCUGGCUCGAGCGUCGACGACGCCGUCAAGUCGUGGCGGAACUCGUCGGCGGCGAGCUCGUCGCGGCUGUCGUUCGACCUGCCGAGGACAAGCUCGAGGAGCGGUAAUAAUUCACUGAGGAACAGCGAUGUCGGCUCCACUUCGACUAUUACAAGGAUCAAUUCGCUGACGGACGAGGAAGAGACCGACUGGCCGUCGCCGGGAAUGUAUCAGCAGCAACGCCAUGACGUGAAAGAUGAGCUCCUGAAAUACGCCGAGGCUCUGAAAAACGCCCGCCCCGGCCGCCCACCGCCGCCGACGGCGGCGGCGGCGGCGGCACGGUGA
Messenger RNA from Andrographis paniculata, 1620 nucleotides. Its product is annotated as protein CHUP1, chloroplastic-like. Bases 1 to 1620 code for a protein of 539 amino acids. The record is from RefSeq and is a predicted model, not a curated record. Lineage: Eukaryota; Viridiplantae; Streptophyta; Magnoliopsida; Lamiales; Acanthaceae. The transcript is spliced from 4 exons.